GCCUACUGCAUAACCCAAUCGUCUCUUGUCUCCGCAUGGCUCCCACGGCUGCCGAUCCCACAGAGCUCCCGACCGAGGAAGGGAAGUCCCUGUGGGAGCUGGUGCUGGAGCAGUUCGAGGACCUUCUGGUGCGCAUCCUGCUGCUGGCCGCCCUGGUCUCCUUUGUCCUGGCCUGGUUCGAGGAGGGCGAGGAGACCAUGACGGCCUUCGUGGAGCCCCUGGUCAUCGUGCUGAUCCUUGUGGCCAAUGCAGUCGUGGGCGUGUGGCAGGAACGCAACGCCGAGAGUGCCAUCGAGGCCCUGAAGGAGUACGAGCCCGAGAUGGGCAAGGUGCUGCGCUCCGACCGGACCGGUGUGCAGAGGAUCCGCGCGCGGGACAUCGUCCCCGGAGACAUCGUGGAAGUGGCGGUGGGAGACAAAGUGCCUGCUGACCUCCGCCUCGUGGAGAUCAAGUCCACCACGCUGCGAGUGGACCAGUCCAUCCUGACAGGUGAGUCCGUGUCCGUGACCAAGCACACAGAUGCCAUCCCAGAUCCCAGAGCCGUGAACCAGGACAAGAAGAACAUGCUGUUCUCUGGCACCAACAUCGCCUCGGGCAAGGCAGUGGGUGUGGCCGUGGCCACGGGCCUGUGCACGGAGCUGGGUAAGAUCCGGAGCCAGAUGGCGGCCGUGGAGCCAGAGCGGACGCCACUGCAGCAGAAACUGGAUGAGUUUGGGCGACAGCUGUCCCACGCCAUCUCCGUCAUCUGCGUGGCCGUGUGGGUCAUCAACAUCGGCCACUUCGCCGACCCGGCGCAUGGCGGCUCCUGGCUCCGAGGUGCUGUGUACUACUUCAAGAUUGCCGUGGCCCUGGCUGUGGCCGCCAUCCCCGAGGGCCUCCCGGCUGUCAUCACUACAUGCCUGGCGCUGGGCACACGGCGCAUGGCACGCAAGAACGCCAUCGUGCGGAGCCUGCCCUCCGUGGAGACCCUGGGCUGCACCUCCGUCAUCUGCUCCGACAAGACGGGCACGCUCACCACCAAUCAGAUGUCUGUCUGUCGGAUGUUCGUGGUAGCCGAGGCGGAAGCUGGCGCAUGCCGUCUGCACGAGUUCACCAUCUCCGGCACCACCUACACCCCGGAGGGCCAAGUGCUGCAGGGAGAGCAGCCGGUGCGCUGCGGGCAGUUCGAUGGGCUGGUGGAGCUGGCGACCAUCUGUGCCCUGUGCAACGACUCCGCCCUGGACUACAACGAGGCCAAGGGCGUGUAUGAGAAGGUGGGAGAGGCCACAGAGACAGCCCUGACUUGCCUGGUGGAGAAGAUGAACGUGUUCGACACCAACCUGCAGAACCUCUCCCUAGUGGAGCGAGCUGGCGCCUGCAACGCGGUCAUCCGUCAGCUGAUGCGGAAGGAGUUCACCCUGGAAUUCUCCCGAGACCGGAAGUCUAUGUCCGUGUACUGCACGCCUACCCGCCCCGGCCAGGCGGCCCAGGGCAGCAAGAUGUUUGUGAAGGGGGCUCCGGAGAGUGUGAUCGAACGCUGUUCCUCAGUCCGAGUGGGGAGCCGCAGGGUACCCCUGAACACCACCUCCAGGGAGCAGAUUCUAGCCAAGAUCCGGGACUGGGGCUCGGGCUCGGACACACUGCGCUGCCUGGCCCUGGCCACCCGGGACGCGCCGCCGAGGAAGGAAGACAUGCAGCUGGAUGACUGCAGCAAGUUCGUGCAGUACGAGACGGACCUGACUUUCGUGGGCUGCGUGGGCAUGCUGGACCCUCCGCGGCCCGAGGUGGCUGCCUGCAUCGAACGCUGCCACCGGGCAGGCAUCCGUGUGGUCAUGAUCACGGGGGACAACAAAGGCAGGGGGACGGCCCGCUGCUUUGCCCGCGUGGAGCCCGCACACAAGUCCCGCAUCGUGGAGUUCCUGCAGUCCUUCAACGAGAUCACCGCCAUGACUGGAGAUGGGGUGAAUGACGCCCCAGCCCUGAAGAAAGCAGAGAUCGGCAUCGCCAUGGGCUCCGGCACAGCCGUGGCCAAGUCAGCAGCAGAGAUGGUACUGUCGGAUGACAACUUUGCCUCCAUUGUGGCUGCAGUGGAGGAAGGCCGGGCCAUCUACAGCAACAUGAAGCAAUUCAUCCGCUACCUCAUCUCCUCCAAUGUGGGCGAGGUCGUCUGCAUCUUCCUCACGGCAAUCCUGGGCCUGCCCGAAGCCCUGAUCCCUGUGCAGCUGCUCUGGGUGAACCUGGUGACGGAUGGUCUGCCUGCCACCGCCCUGGGCUUCAACCCUCCAGACCUGGACAUCAUGGAGAAGCUGCCCCGCAAUCCCCGUGAGGCCCUCAUUAGCGGCUGGCUCUUCUUUCGAUAUCUGGCUAUUGGAGUGUAUGUGGGCCUGGCCACCGUGGCUGCUGCCACCUGGUGGUUCCUGUAUGAUGCCGACGGACCUCACAUCACCUUCUACCAGCUGAGGAACUUCCUGAAGUGCUCUGAGGACAACCCGCUCUUUGCCGGCAUUGACUGUGAGGUUUUCGAGUCGCGCUUCCCCACGACCAUGGCCUUGUCUGUGCUGGUGACCAUUGAAAUGUGCAACGCCCUCAACAGCGUCUCAGAGAACCAGUCGCUGCUGCGGAUGCCACCUUGGCUGAACCCCUGGCUGCUGGCAGCUGUGAUCAUGUCCAUGGCCCUGCACUUCCUCAUCCUGCUCGUGCCGCCCCUGCCUCUCAUUUUCCAGGUGACCCCACUGAGUGGGCGCCAGUGGGGGGUGGUGCUGCAGAUCUCUCUGCCCGUCAUCCUGCUUGAUGAGGCCCUCAAGUACCUGUCCCGGCACCACGAAGAAAAGGAGCGGAAGUGAGCGCAGGGGCGGACGGGGUCUCCAGCGUGUACCCAUCCUGAUG
Messenger RNA from Myotis davidii, 2865 nucleotides. It is a transcript of the gene ATP2A3, whose product is annotated as ATPase, Ca++ transporting, ubiquitous. Bases 36 to 2822 code for a protein of 928 amino acids. Gene Ontology annotation, biological process: calcium ion transmembrane transport; intracellular calcium ion homeostasis. The record is from RefSeq and is a predicted model, not a curated record. Gene Ontology annotation, molecular function: ATP hydrolysis activity; ATP binding; P-type calcium transporter activity. Lineage: Eukaryota; Metazoa; Chordata; Mammalia; Chiroptera; Vespertilionidae. The transcript has 21 exons. Gene Ontology annotation, cellular component: membrane.